AUGAAGAACUACAUUGCCCUACUCGCUCUCUCUGCUAUUGGAGGACUAUGUGCUCACGGAGACGAAGCGAGCACAGAGAUGGGCCCAGCUGCCUUUAUGUGGCCGCCCGAUCGUCUCUGGGGAGCAGCAUAUGACAACAACGCCCCUUGCGGCUCAUCAACUGGGCCCGUGAAUCGAACAAGUUUCCCACUGAUCAACGGCAAACUUGCGCUUGUAAUCCAAGACGAGUCAUGGAAUGUACAGGUAGCGAUCUCUCACAAAAGCAACCCAACUACCAAUGAUGACUUCGAGGCCUUCAUCGAUAGCUCUACUCUUUCCGACAUUGACCCAGGGCACGAGUGCUACUCUGUUCCUAACCCAUCUAUCGACGUGGAAGAGGGAAUGAACGCCACCUUCCAGAUCAAAUACACUUCAGAUUUCGAUACCGAUAAAAAUGAAACCUACUACGCAUGUGCGGACGUUACAUACAUCGCAGCGAGCAAGUUCACCUACCAAGUCCCUUGCUUCAAUGUGACGUCGGAUGAGUUCACCGAGGUGACUACUACAACCGCAGCUGGGUCUACUGCUACGGCAAAGUCGGACACAGCAAAGGACUCGGCUCUGGUCUUUCAGGGGGGGGCUAUUGCAGGUAUUGUGGUUGGCUCAGUGGCUGGAUUGGGUCUUGGAAUUGCAUUGCUGUUCUUCUAUAGAAGGCUUUUGCAGAAGUAUCGCUUCCUUCGGCAGAAGGCUUCCACCCGCAAUGUGGACUGGAAUGAGGAGGCGCCUCAGCAUAAAGUCGACGAUGAUGUUCCGAUUGGGCUUCGCAAGAUUAGAUGA
Penicillium mononematosum is the source of this 816-nucleotide messenger RNA. RefSeq lists its product as uncharacterized. The record is from RefSeq and is a predicted model, not a curated record. Lineage: Eukaryota; Fungi; Ascomycota; Eurotiomycetes; Eurotiales; Aspergillaceae. The coding region runs from base 1 to 816 and encodes 271 amino acids. The transcript is spliced from 4 exons.